Molecule: messenger RNA, 2588 nt
Organism: Rhopilema esculentum
Lineage: Eukaryota; Metazoa; Cnidaria; Scyphozoa; Rhizostomeae; Rhizostomatidae
Source: RefSeq, a predicted model, not a curated record
AGCGGAGGCCGUUGGAAACACUUCGGCUAAUUCAUGAAAAGCAUAUUUUCUAUUUCAGUUUUAUUUAUUAGUCAUAAAGAUUCUUUUAAACGAUAUUGCAGUUACUUUUUCUUAGGAACAGGAUUCAAUCCACUUUUGGAUGUUUCUUCAAUCAGCGAGAUCUGAGCGUUCGAACAUUCCGACUAACCAUCCUUCCCAAAGCUCGACUUCUAAAAAAUAUUCACUGGCCUGGCGGUUGGGCAUAAAAAAACAAAUCCAGAAACAAUAGGCUCAUGUGUCCACUGUGCAGAUUGAAACACUGAUCUUAAAAAAGACUGGACCGAGUUUUUCCUGGCCAGCGUUGAUCUCAUAUUGCAGUGCCAAUGUUACAAUCUCGCCGUGUUGCUUGAGACUAGAGAGCGAUCAUUUUAGUUUAACCUGCUUUUUCAUAGCAAAAUUCAAAAUAACCAUUUUCCCGUGGUAUUAGGUUCAGUGGAGAAGAAUCAACUGUUCACUCGUUUUUCUAGGCCUGUUGCUUUUUAGAUUAUUCAAGAAUUAAAUGAUUUAUGCACAAGUAAAAGCGCAGCUAGGUGUGUGUACCGCUUUACCCACGGCAGCCCUAAGCUUUAGGCGGGAGAGUCCCCAACAUGGAGAGACUCGAUCACAUCCUCGUGCAGAUUUAGGAGAACAAUAGGUUGUUCGAUCCAGCCUUUCUAGAGGAAACAAAAAUUGCUCUGUAAAAUAUGUAGAAAUUAUAGGCCCAGGUGGAAAAUUUUCCCAAAUCAAUAAUAUGUUAAGAAUAGUAAACAAUCCAUGGUUUGAUUCGAAAACAUUGAAUGCAGCGGUCGCUUUAAUAGCUUCCUCAUUGUAUGGUUGGUUGCGAAGUUCCUUUGUAGGUGAUACUUUCUUCCCUUGUUUUCAGAGGAGAAGUUCGAAAAAAACAGGUGCUCUAUUUGUAGAAGAUAAGAUCAUGUGUAAGUUUGUAUUUGGAUGAAAAAGAAAUGUGCAGCGAUCAAAUCCUUCUGUCUAGCAACUAAAAACUAGUUACCAUGGACGCAUGUUUGUCCUAAUAACGAUGAAAGAAGCAUUGUUAUAGCUAACAUUAUUAGGCAAAGAGAGUGGAGGACACAAUGGCUUCGACCAAAACUGUGCUUGUAAUUAUUGCAAUGAUCCUGCUUCUCACUGGUCAGAUACUCCUAUACAGGAAAGCCAAAGAAACGAGUUCAGUCAUUCCUAAACUAGAGUCAUUCAUCGGCAGAUGUAACUAUAAAAGCAUAGAUAAGUAUCUAUUCGACUGGAAAGCAUUGAUGAAUCCGUGUAAAUCUUCAAUGUCAUGGCUAAACGAAAUCUCGAUAGUAGCCAAAGAUAAGUUUGGAACGAAGGCUAAUAUGACCAAGAUAAUCUAUCGCCAGAUCAAUCGAGAAGGACAGUGUAGCACGGUGAUCGUGCAGACAUAUUCAAGGAAUGGGGAACCUAAGAGCAUUGGGGGUGAUUCGUGGCGAGCUGUGUUGCGGGGAAAGGUGGUGCACUUUGCGUUUGUGUUUGAUCGUAUGGAUGGCUCGUAUGAGGUGCAUUUUUGUCCAUUUCAAAGUGGGACAUAUUCUCUGGAAUUAACUCUUGAAUUUUCUUUGUGUGAUGGUGCUAGGGAUCCACCGAGAGGUUGGUUUGAAAAGGGAGAUAUUCACGGCCAUUUUCAAGAGCAAGGAGCUCUUGGAGUAAGCAGCUCUUUUGUUUUAGAUCCCGCAGUCGCAUUGCCGGUCGAGAUUCCAUCUGCUGCUGAUAUAGCAGCUCUUCCAAAGAAACGUCCAACUGAGUCACUGGAAUUUGGUUGUCACCAUUUUACAGAUUUGAAGAUACCUCAAUGCAACAUCAUUUUCGAUAAAUUUGGUAACUGGUAUGGUUUCAAGAAAAAGUACAAAUGGGCAAGCGGUCAUGUUGUUAAUCAAAGCGAGAAGUCAUUGCCGUUCAGACGCUAUAACAAGCUAUGGAUAUACGGGGACUCACUAGGGCAUCGCUGGUGGAAGUCAGUGUCAGGCCAAAUGUUAUGCAAAAAAUUAUUUAAUUUAUGCACGCAUACGUUUACAUACACUUAUGAAUUCAAGGAAUAUGAUUAUACCAAAGUCAACAUUGGAAAGGGUUUCAACGAAGCUAGAUUUUUCGCACCAAUUCACUCAAUUUUUAAUGACUCUGAAAUGAACAAUAGAAGUGUUCUAGUGAUCAACUUUGGCCUUCAUUUGAUUAUCAGUUUGAACUUUUCGCAGUGUCAAAAAAUCAUUGAUAGAUUUGCUCAAAUUGUAAGCGAUCUAAAGACGAAAAGGAAUCCUGCUUUAGUGCCAUUAAUUAUUUGGAAGACGACAACAUUUGCUCCAUUAGAACAAGGCAAAUUCCGAACUAAAUCGCAUUCUCGGUUCCUUACAAACCAAAGAAUUCGACUUUUUAAUGCUUAUACGAACAUGAGACUUUGUUCCGAGGGAAUACCCAUUUUUGAUGUGUACCCGGUUACUGCCUCGUAUCCGUUAGGUUCCAUUGACGGUUUGCAUUACCACGAACAUGUGUCGAGUCCUGCAGAAGAGGCUUUGAAAGACUUUCUUGUCAUGAACGCCGGAUAA